Messenger RNA from Punctularia strigosozonata HHB-11173 SS5, 662 nucleotides. RefSeq lists its product as uncharacterized. Bases 34 to 450 code for a protein of 138 amino acids. The record is from RefSeq and is a predicted model, not a curated record. The transcript has 9 exons. Lineage: Eukaryota; Fungi; Basidiomycota; Agaricomycetes; Corticiales; Punctulariaceae.
ACAUCAUACAUACCUAAGCGUCAUUCGGCUUCCAUGGGUUGGCAGAAGACCUUCACGCUGUCUCGACGGGGCAAAGGAUGUCAUCUCAUCACAGAGGAGGUACUGGGUCAUAUCGGUCCCGGCUUGCGAGACGUAAAGAUCGGAAUGCUGUAUCUUUUCAUUCAACAUACAUCGGCCGCUCUGACUAUAAAUGAGAACUUCGAUCCUGACGUUCGUAAAGACAUGACUAUGGCCCUUGAUCGUAUUGUCCCGGAGAGCUUAAAUUGGAUACACACUGAUGAAGGCCCUGACGACUCUGUAUCCCACACGAAGACCUCCUUGAUCGGACCCACUAUCACGAUCCCGAUAACGGAUGGAAGAUUGAAUCUAGGAACCUGGCAAGGUAUUUAUCUGACGGAGUUCAGACACCAUCCUCAUAGCCGCCGUAUAGUUGCAACAAUUCUAUCCUAGGUUGGUCCGACGCGUAGACCAUGCGAUGCACCUGCCGUAUGCUCAAGGUUCAAGGUCACUUCUGUUGAUGGUUAUAUACCGUUCCUAGGAGCGCAGUGACGGGACUUUGUUCGUAUGCGUUGUCUUCGUGCAGAGUCGAGUGUAUGUUCCAACUACAUAAUAACUACACAACGAGUGGCCCAUCAUACAAAUAUAGCUGACCUAUUUCCGAC